UAGAGCCCAACCAAACAAUCCCCUUCCAACUCCCCACCCCCUCCACAUACACCCCUUUUUUCCAUCUCCCUUUUAAUCAUUCUUCUUCUCAUGAGGUGAAUAAAAUAUUUGUAAGAAUCCAGAGGCCUACUUAACUGAUCUCUACCAUCAUCUUCCCUUCCUCUUCCCGGUCCUCUCUUACAGUUUUUCAUUCUUUUUCUUCUUUUUAUCGACACCCAGAAGUCGUUCUUCAAUCGGAGAGGGAAGAAGAAGGAAGAAACAGCGAUCAAUUUACAGACCCAUCUAAGUUUUUACGUCUGUUCUAUCACCAUGGUUGAAACAAGGCGUAGUUCUUUAUCCAAACGUUCUCUCUCUUCAUCCCAUGGCUCUCCCCCUCCUUCUGGCACUCCAAAUUCCAAAAGAUCUAAGGUUAUUGAGGCAUCGUCGUCUACGGAGGACGUUCAAAGCGCACCGCCUGUUGAGCCUUUGAUUCCAGUUGAGGAAUCUGGGGUUGAACCUGUAGACCCAGUCAUACAACCAGCUGAUCCGUUCGAUACUGAUUCGUUGAAGGUCAACAACGUAUGUGAUGAGGCUGUUCCUGAGGAUUCGCACGAUCUUCAAGCAGAAGGCGAGGCUAUCAUGACGCCGCUACCUUUAGGUGAUGUUACAGCCGAUGCAGAGAAAUCUAAGGCGGUUGUGGCUACCUUGCUCAAUCGCACCAAAAAGCGCACGACGAGGAUGACGAAGUCCAAUUCGAAGCCUGCGUGGGGAAAACUUCUUUCCCAGUGCUCUCAGAAUCCACACUUAGUUAUUUGUGGCACUCUGUUCACUGUCGGUCAAAGUCGUCAGUGUAAUUUAUGGCUUAAAGAUCCAUCUGUUAGUACAACACUGUGUAAGCUGAGGCACAUCAAGCGUGGGAACUCUUCCAUUGCUUUACUCGAAAUCACGGGAGGCAAAGGUGCUGUCAUUGUUAAUGGCAAGAUUUUUCAAAAAAAUUCAAGCGUAGUUUUAAAUGGAGGUGAUGAGGUCGUCUUCACUUCCUCUGGAAAACAUGCUUAUAUAUUUCAGCAGCUCACUAGUGAUGAUUUUGCUGUUUCUGGUCUGCCUUCUGUAAACAUUUUAGAAGCCCAUAGUGCUCCUGUUAAGGGGAUUCAUUUUGAAGGAAGGUCUGGGGAUGCCUCAGCUGUCACUGGCGCAUCCAUAUUGGCAUCUUUUUCAAAUAUUCAGAAAGAUUUGUCUCUGCUUUCCCCAUCUGCUAAAUCCAAUGAAGAUGUGGAGUUACCCUCUGUUUGUGGAGUGUCAGAUAAUCAGAAUCCAGACAUUAAUUUGAAAGAUGGUAGUACUAAUAACAAUGACAUAAAUGGUGAGGCAUCUAUGGACAAAAGUAUCGAACCGAGUCCUCAUUCUGCAACUGAAAGCCCCAGUCUUGAUAGGCUUGGACUAGAUGCUUGUAAUGAUUCAGAAAUUGGGGAGGUCCCUGGGGCAACUCAUGAAUUACGGCCACUUUUACAAAUGCUAGCUGGUUCGGCAUCUCCUGACUUUAAUUUAAGUGGCAGCAUUUCCAAGAUUCUUGAUGAACAAAGGGAUAUAGGGAAUCUCUUUAAGGAUUUCAACCCUCCUGCUAUGCCGAUGUCAACUCGACGUCAAGCAUUUAAAGAAAGAUUACAACAAGGCAUUCUUAAACCUGACAGUAUUGAUGUUUCUUUUGAGAGUUUCCCAUAUUAUCUAAGUGAUACCACAAAAAAUGUUCUUAUUGCAUCCAUGUUCAUUCACUUGAAGUGUAAUAAAUUUGUAAAGCAUGCUUCAGACCUUCCUAUUUCGAGCCCACGUAUCCUCUUGUCUGGACCUGCAGGUUCAGAAAUAUACCAGGAAACUUUGACGAAGGCACUUGCUCGGCAUUUUGGAGCUAGAUUACUGAUUGUGGAUUCUCUUCUUUUGCCUGGCGCACCGACCCCCAAGGAUGCUGAUAUUGUAAAAGAUAGUUCGAGGGCUGAACGGACAUCUGUUUUUGCUAAAAGAGCUGUUCAGGUUGCUGCUGCUGCUGCUGCAGCAGCAGCAGCCUCACAGAACAAAAAACCAACUUCCAGUGUUGAGGCUGAUAUUGCAGGUGGAUCUACCUUAAGCUCACAGGCUUUGCCGAAACAAGAAACAUCCACGGCUUCAUCAAAGACCACUGCUUUUAAGACAGGUGACAAAGUUAAAUUUGUUGGUACCUUAUCUUCUGCACUUUCACCUCCUCUUCAAAGUUGUCCUCUAAGGGGACCGUCUUAUGGUUGUCGCGGGAAAGUUGUCCUUGCUUUUGAAGAGAAUGGAUCCUCAAAAAUAGGGGUGAGGUUUGACAAAUCAAUUCCAGACGGUAACGAUCUAGGUGGCCUUUGUGAAGAAGAUCAUGGCUUCUUUUGUUCUGCUAAUCAUCUACUGCGCCUGGAUGGUCCUGGAGGUGAUGAUAAUGAUAAACUUGCAAUUGAUGAAGUUUUUGAGGUUGUCUCAAAUGAGAGUAGAAACAGCCCAUUAAUAUUGUUUGUCAAAGACAUAGAAAAGGCAAUGGUGGGGCACUCAGAUGCUUACUCUAUUCUAAAGGGUAGGCUUGAAAAUUUGCCAGGAAAUGUUGUUGUUCUUGGCUCCCACACCCAUAUGGAUAAUCGUAAAGAAAAGUCCCAUCCUGGUGGUCUUCUAUUUACCAAGUUUGGAAGCAACCAAACCGCGUUGCUUGAUCUUGCUUUUCCGGAUAAUUUUGGGAGAUUGCAUGAUAGGAACAAAGAAACUCCAAAAGCAACAAAACAACUUAGUCGACUCUUCCCGAACAAAGUGACCAUAUUACUUCCACAGGAUGAGGCCUUACUUUCAGAGUGGAAGCAACAAUUGGAACGUGAUACCGAAACUUUGAAAACACAGGCAAAUAUUGUCAGCAUCCGCUUGGUUCUCAAUCGGAUUGGUUUGGAUUGCCCUAACCUCGACACUCUCUGCACCAAAGAUCAAGCACUAACACUUGAAACUGUUGAGAAAGUUGUAGGCUGGGCUUUGAGUCAUCAUUUCAUGCGUUCUUCUGAAGUGUUGGUUAAGGAUGCCAAACUCAUCCUUUCUACAGAAAGCAUCGAGUAUGGGUUGAACAUUUGGCAUGGUCUUCAGAGCGAGAACAAGAGCUUGAAGAAGUCGCUCAAGGAUGUCGUCACGGAGAAUGAGUUUGAAAAGAAACUUCUCGCCGAUGUUAUUCCACCGGGUGACAUCGGUGUUACUUUUGAAGACAUUGGUGCUUUAGAAAACGUGAAGGACACGUUGAAGGAAUUGGUGAUGCUUCCUCUACAAAGACCUGAAUUGUUUUGCAAAGGGCAGUUAACGAAGCCUUGCAAGGGUAUUUUACUUUUCGGUCCACCUGGUACUGGAAAAACAAUGCUUGCUAAAGCUGUUGCAACGGAGGCGGGUGCGAACUUUAUCAACAUCUCCAUGUCAAGCAUUACUUCUAAGUGGUUCGGAGAGGGUGAAAAAUACGUAAAGGCUGUGUUUUCUCUAGCAAGUAAAAUUGCUCCAAGUGUUGUGUUUGUUGACGAGGUCGAUAGCAUGUUAGGAAGACGUGAAAAUCCAGGAGAACAUGAGGCUAUGCGUAAAAUGAAAAAUGAAUUUAUGGUGAAUUGGGACGGGUUACGAACAAAGGAUAAAGAACGUGUACUCGUACUGGCUGCAACCAAUAGACCAUUUGAUCUUGACGAGGCCGUGAUUAGGAGACUUCCUCGAAGAUUGAUGGUGAACUUGCCAGAUGCCCCAAAUAGAGAGAAGAUCUUGAGAGUUAUACUCGCCAAAGAGGAACUGGCCGCUGAUGUUGAUUUACCGGCACUUGCAAAUAUGACUGAUGGAUACUCUGGAAGUGAUUUAAAGAAUCUCUGUGUCACCGCUGCACACUGUCCCAUCAGAGAAAUUUUGGACAAGGAGAAGAAGGAGAGAAUCUCUGCGUUGACCGACAACAAACCGAUACCGGCGCUAUAUAGCAGCACUGACGUUCGGCCGUUAAAAAUGGAGGACUUCAGAUUUGCACAUGAGCAGGUGUGUGCAAGCGUCUCAUCGGAGUCGACAAACAUGAACGAGCUCCUCCAAUGGAACGACCUCUACGGAGAAGGCGGGUCGAGGAAGAAGAUGUCUCUAAGCUACUUCAUGUAGAGGUGAUUGUAUCUUUGUAUAGAGUUUCUUUCUUGCCCUUACCCUUUUCAUUUCUUUGAUUUCCAAAAUCGUCUCCGCUCCUUGAAAAGAGUGCAAGAUCGGGGAUCGAUUAGAAGUAUGGAAAUCCAUGUCGAUGACGACGACCUGCUGGCCCUCGUCCCGUCCUCUACCUGCCAUUGCCGCUAUUGUAUCAUAUAUAGUUUUUUUUUCCUUACCCUCUCAUUUAUUUAAUUCUCUAUGCUUUUGUAGGAAGGAAUUUAACAAUUUGUUUAGGUAAUUUGACCAAAACCUGUUUUUGUGUAGCUCUUCUGGUUAACUUGGGUAUAUACAUUAUCAUCAUCAUAUGUUUUACUAAUCAAUGAAAGUAAUAAUUGCCAUUUUUGUAA
Messenger RNA from Cucurbita maxima (winter squash), 4517 nucleotides. RefSeq lists its product as uncharacterized. Gene Ontology annotation, molecular function: ATP binding; protein binding; ATP hydrolysis activity. The transcript is spliced from 26 exons. Lineage: Eukaryota; Viridiplantae; Streptophyta; Magnoliopsida; Cucurbitales; Cucurbitaceae. The coding region runs from base 310 to 4131 and encodes 1273 amino acids. Gene Ontology annotation, cellular component: mitochondrial outer membrane. The record is from RefSeq and is a predicted model, not a curated record.